UAUUUAAUAAUAAUUUAUAUUUAAUAUGAAUGAAGAUAUAUUACAGAAAUGGAGUCCUUAUGCCAAAGAAUAUGAUCCUUUAAAAGCAGGUAGUAUCGAUGGAACAGAUAUAGAGCCUCAUGACAGAGCAGUUAGUAGAGCAAUGAUGAGGCACUAUGAACCACCUCAUAAUUUAGAAUCUAAAUCAGAAAGAACUUUGUUUGUAGCUAGGUUUGGUCCUAAAAUCAAUAAGAAUGAUUUGAUAGAGUUUUUUAACAGAUAUGGAGACGUCAUUUCAGCAAAAGUCAUAGUAGAUGUGGUAACUGGUCUCUCUCAAGGCUAUGGUUUUGUGGAAAUGCGAAGUGAGGAGGAUGUCAAAAGGGUAUUUAGACGAGCCAUAGAUGUCACAUUAAAAGGAUAUCAAAUAUUUAUUGAUCGUGAAUGUGGUCGUACCAUGAAGGGUUGGAAACCAAGGAGACUUGGAGGUGGCUUUGGUGGCAAAAAAGAGUCAGGGCAAUUGAGAUUUGGAGGAAAAGAUAGACCGUUCAAACGACCCAUUGUACCUAAUAUUUUAAAACCAAGAAGUCAUACCUAUUUAAAAUAAAAAACUUAUAUGAUUCAUAUUUGAGCAGUAUUGUCAGAAAAUAAACUAUUCUUCUGACUUGUCA
Molecule: messenger RNA, 647 nt
Organism: Harpegnathos saltator (Jerdon's jumping ant)
Lineage: Eukaryota; Metazoa; Arthropoda; Insecta; Hymenoptera; Formicidae
Product: U11/U12 small nuclear ribonucleoprotein 35 kDa protein
Exons: 4
Coding region: 26-583 (185 amino acids)
Biological process (GO): mRNA splicing, via spliceosome
Cellular component (GO): precatalytic spliceosome
Molecular function (GO): mRNA binding; snRNA binding
Source: RefSeq, a predicted model, not a curated record